AACAGGGGGUGAGGAGAGAGAGGAAAUAGGAAAAGAGGAGGAAAAGAAAAGAGACGCUCACACUACAGCCUCAUCCAUGUUCUAUUUCCCCACCUAUCCCCUCCCCAACUCUCUCACCGCUUCGCCUAACCUCAAAAUUCUCUUUAAUAUACACAACCCCUUGCUCAGCCUUAGCCAUCGGAAGUCCUAAAAUAUUUUAGUUUAUUUAUCUCAAAGUUUUUUUUCUCUUCUUCUUGUUGCUAUUCGACGGGAAAGAUCAAUUAUAUAAAUUAAGGUAGGAGUAAACGAAGUUGUAGGUUGUUUUUUGUCGGUAAAUUAUGGGAUUAGACGACGUGGAUCUUCCGGACGACGGUGACGGAGGUGGUGGAGGUGAAGAUAAGGCAUCGGCGGUUGCGUGUUCGAUUUGCCUAGAAGCUGUUACCGACAAUGGAGAUAGAUCUUGGGCUAAACUCCAAUGUGGCCAUCGAUUUCACCUCGAUUGCAUUGGUUCCGCCUUUAACAUCAAGGGACAAAUGCAGUGUCCCAACUGUCGGAAAAUUGAGAAAGGUCAAUGGCUUUAUGCUAGUGGUUGUCGUCCCCUACCUGAGUUCAACAUGGAUGAUUUGGCCCAUGAUGAAGAGCUAUAUGAUCUGAGCUACGCCGAAAUGUCAUUUGGAGUUCACUGGUGUCCUUUUAGUGGAUUAACUCGGGUGUCAUCGUCUUUUGAUGAAGGGGAUCUUUCAUCUAGUGCAUAUCAUGAUCUUCUCGGUCAGCAUGCUAUAUUUGCUGAACACACCGCUGUAUCAUCUGCUGCUCAUCCAUGCCCAUACGUUGCCUAUGUUGGAAUUCACCCAUCAUCCUCAAAUUCGAGUGGAAGUAUCACUGAUGGUCCUAAUUUCAACAAUCAUUGGAAUAGUCCAUCUGUUCCCAGUGAGAUGCCCGCUUAUGCUUUCCCAGGAAUGGAUGUGCAUUAUCAUAGUUGGGACCAUCAUUCAUCUUCUUUCCCUGUGACAAGCAGUCGUGUUGGUACUGCUGAUCAGUCCUUGAUUCCCUCUGUAACUCAGAGAGCUGCCAGAACCAAUGCUGAUAUCCCAAGACCAGGAUCUUUUGUCCCUCCAUUCCUUGUUAGUCACGGUUCUGCUGCUAGAGCUGGAAGUUCAGUUGCCUCACCAAUGAUACCUCCUUAUCCUGGAAGCGCAGCUCGGACCCGUGACCGUGUUCAGGCUCUUCAAGCAUAUUUUCAGCAACCAAGUAAUUCACCAGCUGUACGUGCUCAUGUUAUGUCUGCUACGAGACGAUCCAGCAGUCAUAGAGGGAUGGCUCAAGUAGGAGGGCCAGUUGCCUCAUCAUCUGAUCAGGCCGGUGGCUUCUACUUCUAUCCUUCAGGUUCUUCAGGAAGAAACUUUCAAGAAGCAGAAAAUCCUGUAUCCAACAGAUAUUGGGAACGGGAACACUUGCCUGCCUACCCCUUGACUCAGGUUGACAGAGAUCCUAUUUGGGGACCCUUUCAUCACACUGGUGUUGGGUCUGAUACUGGUAGCCGAUCUGGCAGCUACCGCCCGAGGCAUGGAUCUGAGAGGAUGCCGUCCCAGAAUCGGUCAUAAAUUUCUUGUGCUGUUUUGAUGAGAACUGUGAUCACUGUGAAAUGAACCCAAUUUAUGUAUGUUUGAGAAAACAAUCAUAAUGGUUGGAGUCUUGUCAAUCUGGCAGGUUCAAACUGUUUUGUGGCCAUGAAAUGACCCCUUUUUUAUGGCCAUGGGUUGUGUGAUGGGGCGGUGGCGUCCUCUUGUUUCUGUGCCAUGGGGGUUAUAAAUAACAUCACAAUGUUAAUGGCAAAAGUUCAAGCUAGUGGUUGCCUCUA
Nicotiana tabacum (common tobacco) is the source of this 1840-nucleotide messenger RNA. RefSeq names its product E3 ubiquitin-protein ligase RFI2. Gene Ontology annotation, molecular function: ubiquitin-protein transferase activity. The record is from RefSeq and is a predicted model, not a curated record. NCBI's taxonomy places the organism in Eukaryota, Viridiplantae, Streptophyta, Magnoliopsida, Solanales, Solanaceae.